Messenger RNA from Chiloscyllium plagiosum (whitespotted bambooshark), 2493 nucleotides. RefSeq names its product tRNA methyltransferase 2B. The record is from RefSeq and is a predicted model, not a curated record. Gene Ontology annotation, molecular function: tRNA (uracil(54)-C5)-methyltransferase activity, S-adenosyl methionine-dependent; RNA binding. Lineage: Eukaryota; Metazoa; Chordata; Chondrichthyes; Orectolobiformes; Hemiscylliidae. Gene Ontology annotation, biological process: RNA processing.
CUGUAUUUUGGAAUCUGGAUGCUGGAACUGUUCAGAAGUGAUUGAGAAACAUCGAGGAGUUCCUUCCUGGAUGAAAGAGCGUGCUCAACGUCGGUGUAGAUGGAGGGGACUUUACCCAGAAGGCCGUGCGCGUGAGACAGUCCCCUAUGAACCGAGCGGGCGAAGCAAUCCCAGAAGGCGGCGGGGCGUGCAUGCGCAGCUGGUUCGCUACCCUCAGCAGAUUGUGGGCCGUGGAGGUGGAGGUGACACUAUGUCAGCUGCUUUUCGAAGUCGCCUGUUGCGGAUUGUACCUCAGCUGAUCAGCCAGCAGGACUUCUGUUUCUGCUCCUAUCUACGAUGUUGCAGAAAUGUGACCUUUGCACAAAGCUGCAGUCUAACCACUGCAACUAGCCAAGUAAAUGUGCAGAAACCCUUUGAAGAAAAGCGAAAAUCUGGCAAAACUCCAGUACUUCGCAACACAAGUAAAACCUGGGAAGAAAGGUUGGCUGAUGCUGUGACUCCACUCUGGAGAAUGAACUACGAGGAGCAGCUGCAGGUUAAAUAUGAAGCUCAGAAGAGGACCCUUCAGCUUUUAACUGCCAGCCUUCCCAGUUGUGCUAGGACAGAGGACCUGUGCUGCCCACUGCAUUCAACUCUCCCCUCGCCAGUUACUGUUGGGUAUCGCAACAAGUCAACUUUCUCCGUGAACAGAGGGCCUGAUGGCAAUCCCAAAACAGUUGGGCAUUACAUUGGAACUGGCAAAGGGAGAAAUAUUGUUUGUACUCAUUCAGAUCACUUGGUGAAUAUGCCCGAGAAACACAAGCAAGUGGCCAGAAGUUAUGAGCAGUUCAUCCAGCUUUCUCCACUGGAGCCUUGCAUCCUGUUCCAUGAAGGAGGACACUGGCGGGAAAUCACCGUUCGCACCAAUAGGAAAGGAGAUACGAUGGCUAUUGUCUACUUCCAUCCUCAGCAUCUAGAGAAGGAGGAAAUUGCCAAACAUCAGAAAUCACUGGUGGAAUAUUUUACCAUUGGACCGGGAGCUGCAUGUGAACUGACAUGUCUCUACUUUCAGGAGAGUUCAAUGACCCGCUGUCUCCAUGAGCAUUCACCAUAUCAACUCCUCUAUGGAAUUCCUUAUAUCUAUGAGGAAGUAUUGGGUCUGACCUUCCGAAUCUCUCCAGAUGCCUUCUUCCAGGUCAAUUCUGAGGGAGCAGAGGUCCUUUAUCAAACAGUUCGUGACCUGAUCAGGGUGGAUGGUGACUAUAUUGUGCUCGAUGUCUGCUGUGGUACAGGAGCUAUUGGCUUGACCUUGUCCCAAGGAGCAGCUAAAGUGAUCGGAAUCGAGCUCAUUGAACAAGCUGUAGAGGAUGCCCGGUGCAAUGCCAUUCUUAAUGGUAUUGCUAACUGUGAGUUCCUCAAGGGCAAAGCAGAGAUUGUUUUACCACAGCUGCUGCCCUCACUGGAGGAUGUCAAGUUCCUCAUUGCCGUUGUGAACCCAUCCCGGGCUGGAUUGCAUUACAGGGUGGUGCGAGCAAUUCGUAAUUGUGAGCAGAUUCGGCAGCUUGUGUACAUCUCUUGUAAGCCAGAGGGUGAAGCCAUGAGAAACUUUGUUGAACUGUGCUGUCCACCUGACCAUCAGAAGAAACUGUUUGGUGACCCCUUCACUCCAAGAGUAGCUGUACCUGUGGACAUGUUCCCACACACCUCUCAUUGUGAACUUGUGCUGCUGUUUGAGAGAUAAGCCCACAGCCACCCUUUUGAGAAAGGAGAUUGUUUUCAACAGCUCUACAGUUACUAGCCAGUGGAGCAAUGUUGCAGAAGUUAGUCAUUGGUUAUUGACUUUGGAGAGUGGAUUGGAAUGGACCUGAGCUGACAGAUCAUGAUACUUUCUCCAUAUUGGAGUGAUCAGAAGUAUAUUCGUGAACUUUGAAGUUCAUAUCUCGAAUGAAUGGUGAAUGAUUAUUUAUUUUUGCAGUUUUCUUACCAAACUUUUUAAAGAUGUUGCUGGAUGCCCAAGAACCUGUUGAUUCUCAGAUAUGGAAAUAUAUUGAUUGCAAUUCAAAUUGAAUCAUCUUAUACACAAGAGGAGCUAAUCCAACUGUUCCUGAAAAAUAUUGUUUACCAUUUAUUUUCCUUGCCUUAACACGCUUAUUUUGAAUCAAUUUUCUUAAGUAAAAUUAUACUUUGUUUGAGCAAGAUGAAAUUUGCUUGUAAGGCUCAAUAUUUGUACCAUAAUCAAAUAGUAAAAGUUAUGUCAUUAUUUUAAUGCAACACCUCACCUGCAUUUCCUACUGAGUGUAGGGUAGUUAUAAUGAUAGGCUGCACACCCAAUUUAAAUGGAUACAUCACAUGAAGCAUGUGCAAACAUGAAUGUCUGGAUUUUUGAAUAUUUUUCCAGAAUACUUCAGAAUAAAAGAAAACAAUUAUUUUUCAGUUAUGCAUUGGUCAUUUUCACUGGAAGAGUAAAUGUUGUACAAUUAAUCUAGACAAUACAAUUCAGGUGGCUGCACGACA